Necator americanus (New World hookworm) is the source of this 1563-nucleotide messenger RNA. RefSeq lists its product as uncharacterized. Gene Ontology annotation, molecular function: catalytic activity. The coding region runs from base 1 to 1563 and encodes 520 amino acids. The transcript has 2 exons. The record is from RefSeq and is a predicted model, not a curated record. Lineage: Eukaryota; Metazoa; Nematoda; Chromadorea; Rhabditida; Ancylostomatidae.
AUGGCGAUCUGUACUUAUAACGCACGUACGCUUGCAUCGGAAGAGGCCAUCGAAGAUCUGAUAAUGCAAGCCAAGAAGAUCAAGUACGACGUCAUCGGACUGACCGAGACGAGACGACGAACAUGCGACAGUAGAGGUGUUGGUGGAGUUGGCGUCCUCGUCAACACGAGUAUGGCAAAGAACAUCGACUCUUUCGAACAACUUACGACCCGAAUCGGACGUCUGCGGAUGAGACGAUGUGGUCCAACACCAGCUUUGACUAUCUUCGUCGCUUACGCUCCAACAUCAUGCUACGAUGAAGAAGAAGUCGAAGCUUUUUAUAUGGACCUGGAGAAGUUCUACCGAGAAGAUAAUGUCUUUUACAAGGUCAUAAUUGCCGAUUUCAACGCCAAAGUUGGCCCAAGAAGAACGCCGGAGGAACUUCAUAUCGGGACCCACGACCUACAAUGGAACGACCAGGGGGAGAGGCUCUCCGAGUUCAUCAUGACGACUAGCACCAUCCAUGGGAACUCGCAAUUCCAGGAGGCCUUCUCUCUACGCUGGACGUGGGAGUCACCCGGUGGAUUCUACCGUAAUGAAAUAGACCACAUCAUCGUCAAUAAAAGGUUCUGCCUGACGGACGUCGCUGUUGUACCAAAGUUCUAUACGGGAUCGCACUAUCGCCUCCUCCGAGGAAGAUUUUCCCUCACAAGGAGAGCAGAGAAAGCCGCCAAGUUCAGAGAGAGAAAUCCCAGAACUACCAGCGGCUGGGAUCUCUUCGCUACGUUAGCUGGCUUUUGGGAAUAUUCCGCAAUGAACAACAUCGACAUCGACGAGCAAUAUGACCGGCUUGUUGAACACCUUCACGACUGCGCGAAGAAGGCUGAGAGUCUUAAAACCACCAAGAGACGCCUGUCUCUUGAAACUCUUGAGCUGAUACGCCAGCGUGGAGCAGCACGAGCCGCAGGGAACCAAGAACUCACGUCCGUGCUCGCAAGACUUUGUAGAGAGGCGAUAAAGGAAGACCUUAAAGAGAGAAGAGCAGAAGUGCUGGCUGAAGCUGCAGAGGCGGGGAAAAGCAUCCGCUAUGCCCGUCGAAGCUUCGCCAGUCGCAAGACAAGGAUGACUGCUCUCCGGAACCCGAAGGGAACAACCAUUGCAUCGAGAAGGAGGAUGGAGAAAAUCACCUACGAUUUCUACUCUGAUCUCUUCGACAGCCAUGCCCACUUGCCUCCUGAGCAUCUGAGGGAAGACGGACAUGUCAUUUCAGAGGUUCUCCCGUGCGAAAUACGACAUGCCAUCAUGUCGGUAAGAAAUCGUACGGCACCCAGUCCCGACAGAAUAAGACCAGAACAACUGAAGAACCUUCCGCCAGUACUCAUCAACACCUUGGCGAGGCUCUUUACACGUUACCUGUCGGAAUGCAUGGUUCCUAAACAGUGGAAGACCAGCAAGACCGUGUUGCUGUACAAAAAGGGAGAUCCACAUGACAUCGGCAACUAUCGCCCAAUGUACUUGGAGAGUUGUACAGUAACUUCACGACUGGAAUUUCGCCAUUCUACAAGAAUAUCAUCAUUGGCGUAA